AUGGGGGCGAGAAACUGGCUGACUGCCGCCGUUGGUGCUGCUAGUGGUGCUACUGCUGGUGGUUCAGUCACUGGUGGGGCUAUGACUGGUGCAGGUGGCGGCAGCGUGAAGGCGAGCGUGGGGUGGGGCGGGGUGCGCGUGCGCGUGUGGUGCGAUCCUCGUAGCCUGUGGCCCGUUGCACGCGUGUUGGCGCUGCUGCUGCUCUGGUACACCUUCAGCACCGCACUCAGCCUGUACAACAAGAUGCUGAUAGGGCAGCAGCACGGCCGCUUCCCCGCGCCACUGCUGCUGACGGCGUUCCACUUCGCCCAGCAGGCGCUCAUGGCCUCCGCGCUGCUGCACUCCGCCUUCCCCUCCGCCCUGCCGCCCCUCCCCCUCUCCUCCCGCGACUACUGCCUCCGAGUCAUUCCCACAGCGGUGGCAACAGCAGUGGACAUCGCUCUCUCCAAUCAGUCCCUCGCUUAUAUCACACUCACCUUCUACACCAUGUGCAAGUCCAGUGCGCCCAUGUUCCUGCUGCUCUUUGCCUUCAUCUUCAGGUUGGAGCCUAUCAGCUUUCGUCUCAUCGGCGUCAUGAUGGUGAUCUCCGUGGGGGUGCUCUUCACAGUGGCGGGGGAGGCAUCGUUCCACCUGUGGGGCUUUGUGCUCGUCAUGCUCUCAGCCAUGGCAUCUGGCCUGCGAUGGGUGCUCAUUCAAGUGCUGCUGCAGAAAGAUCGCCUUGGUCUGAGCAGCCCGCUGGUCUCGCUGGCAUACAUCACGCCCCCCAUGGCCGUCACCUGCGGUCUCUUCUCCCUCGCCCUCGAGCCACUCGCCUCGCUGCCCUCCUCGUCUUACUUCUCCCCGCCCUCGCACCUCGCGCCCACCAUGCUGCUUCUGCUGCUGGGAGGGGUGCUCGCGUUUCUCAUGGUAAAUCUUAGGCAAUUCGCUGCCCCUGCUCGUUUGCGGCCAUUGUGCUCGCUCAUUCCUGCUGCUGCUGCUCUUCAUGCUCUUCAGAUCAUGUCGGAGUUUCUGCUCAUUCUGCACACCAGCGCCGUCACCUUCUCUGUAGCUGGCACUGUCAAGGAAGGCGCCACCAUCCUGGUGUCCCAUUUGGUGUUCUCGGAUCGCUUCACGCGUGUAAACCUGGUGGGCGUGCUCAUCAUCAUGAUUGGCGUCUCGCUCUUCAACCUGCACAGUCCGCACUGCUGCCUGCCAUCGCUGUCUUACCAAUCUGCAGCCCAACGCUGCUCCCUUCUCCCCGCAUCCUGCUCUAUACGCCCUUCUCCCCACUUCCCCUCCCCCCCCCAACCCCCCCAAUCCUCCCCCCUUUCCCCUCAGGCUGUCUCGUCCCCCCGGAUACAGCGCGGUGCAGCCCCCCUCACACCCACCACGCCUAACGCUGCUCCUGUCUCCCCGCAUCCUGCUCUAUACACCCCUCUCUCCCCUUUCCCUCUUCCUCCCCCCUUUCCCCUCAGGCUGUCUCGUCCCCCGCGGAUACAGCGCGGUGCAGCCCCCCUCACACCCACCACGCCCAGCGCUGCUAUCACUCCCACGUCCGUACCCACCACCCCUAACGCCUCACCCCUACACCAACCCCACCUUCAUCCCCCUCCGCCCUGGCCCUCCUCCUCAUCUGCCUCCCGCCUUCCCACCCGCUCCCCUCGCUCCCACCCUCCCUCCCUGCACCUCUCCUCGCCUCCCCCUGUUGCUUCCUCUGCCCCGCGUCCGCCUGCUGCUGCUCUUGCCAGCAGCUCUGCUGUAGGGGUGAACUCGCCAGUGUUGAGAGUGGUGUGCGAGGAGGAGAGGGAGGAAGAGGAGGGGCAGGAGUCACAGCCAUUGUGGCUUGAUGGCAGCAGUAACCACAUACGCUCGUAG
This is a messenger RNA of Closterium sp. Naga37s-1, 1854 nucleotides long. The record is from the annotation of a GenBank genome assembly. NCBI's taxonomy places the organism in Eukaryota, Viridiplantae, Streptophyta, Zygnematophyceae, Desmidiales, Closteriaceae.